AAGAGAGGGAGGGUGUGUGUGCGUGUUGCAUGCGUGGACGACCCGCUCUGCUUGUAUGCGCGUGCGACGUUCGAGGAGAAUGCCAGAUUUACCGGGCACCUGAAUUCUUGUUCGAUAUUGUCAACGUUCGGAUCGAAUUACAACGGGGGGAAGCUUCACGGUCGAGGCUGUCGAUUAACGAUCGACGGUGUCAUCGGAGAUCCUUAUCGACGGUGUCGAGCGGAGAUCCUUAUCGGACACACACCACCACACACGGUGUUAUCGAUCGAAAUGAUUCAUGCGUGCGUGCAUAUGCAUACGCGUCCAACGAAAUGCGUUGGCUGCGUAUUUCGCGUUAAACGAACUCGUGCGUAUGUUUGGGUCUGUUUAGCAAAACAAGCUAAAGGGAGUCUCGAGUGUAUCUUGCAAUUUCGCGUGAAACAGAGCGUGAAAUGUACAUACACGACGGAGACGCACAGAACACCGAGGAUUAUGUGUUCUUGAAAUAUAUGAUCGCUGGUUUUGGUGAAGAAAAGGCAACAACGAGUGUUGAUGAUAUUGGAUAGCAAAAAUGUAGAAUACGAAACAAUAGAUAUAACAGAACCAGGAAAGGAAAUGGAAAAGGAGUUUAUGCAAUCAAAUGGUAUUGCGAGAGAUGAUAGUAAAUAUCCAUUACCUCCACAAAUAUUUAAUGAAGAUGAAUAUUGUGGGGAUUAUGAAGAUUUUGAUCUGGCAAACGAAAUAGAUGAAUUGGAAGAAUUUUUGAAAGUGACACCAGCUUCUAAUGCAAAGGAAAAUAUUCCUGACUUGAAUGAAACUAAGGAAAUUCAAGAGAAUGGAAAUACUACAAGUCGGGAGCCCUCCACAGACAAAGAAACAGCUGCAGUACAGGCAGAAAGUGUUGAAGAAAGGACAGCUUUACCAAGUGAAAAUGUACAGUCAGAUGAACCAAAAUCUAUAGAAAAUGAUGGUGAAACAAAACCUGAAGAAGAAACUACCGAACAUACGGGAGAAAAUGUAGAAAAAAAUGAAGAAAAAUCUGGUGAUCAAGAGAAAGAAGAGUAGAUACGAAAUAAACCCAUAUGAUUGUGGG
Messenger RNA from Frieseomelitta varia, 1072 nucleotides. Its product is annotated as SH3 domain-binding glutamic acid-rich protein homolog. The transcript has 5 exons. Bases 532 to 1044 code for a protein of 170 amino acids. Gene Ontology annotation, cellular component: cytoplasm. NCBI's taxonomy places the organism in Eukaryota, Metazoa, Arthropoda, Insecta, Hymenoptera, Apidae. The record is from RefSeq and is a predicted model, not a curated record.